CCCAACCAGUGCAAGACCAAAUCGUUUUGCUGAUAAAUUUAUUGGAAAAAUCGACUCAGAAUGUGUGGGAGCUUUUCCGCCACUCGAUAAGAUAGGAGCACUGACAGCACUGCCUGCGAGCCACUCACCCAUUCAUUCAGUGCACCGAGAACCUUUACGAUGGCGAGUUUGAAAAGUUUGCAGAUUGUGAGCGGGCUGCUGACCUUUGUCCUGCUGCUGACGCAGCUGCUGGCCCACGCCCACGUCGUCCAGGCGGAGAACAUCGACGCGGCGGAGACGGACCGCUUCUGCUAUCCGGAGUCCUCGAAGAACACACGCCGCUCCUGCGAGUGCAGCAACGUGAGCGCUUCGCCGUGGGGCAACCGAGCCCUGCGCAUCGACUGCAGCUACAAGGACUACAGGUCGGCGGAUCUCUCGCUGGUCCUGCCCCUGUACAUCGACUCGCUGGAUCUCUCCUGGAACGCCCUGGACUCGGUCCCGAUCCUCUCCAGCGACACCCUGCACCAGCUGAACCUGCGGCACAACAACGUCUCGCAAUUGGUGGCCGGCAACUUCAAGCUGCUGACCAGUUUGCGGGAGUUGUACCUGGGCUGGAACAGCAUUGGCAGACUAGAGGCCGGUUCCUUUGACGGAUUACCCCAUCUGCAGGUCCUUGACCUAGCCCACAACAAUCUCCACCUGCUGCCCGGUCAACUGUUUGCCCCGCUUCUGGUACUGGGCACCUUGGACAUCUCCUGGAAUCGACGCUUCAACGAGUCUGGCGAGGAUCUGUACACCGGACUCGGGGUGAACUGGAAGCUCUCCACCUUGAGACUGGACGCCUGCAACUUAGGUGAUCUUCACCUGCCCGUAAAUGCGCCCCUGAAGGAGCUCUCCCUGCGUCGCAACCAGCUUAAGCGGAUUCCCGCACAGCUGCCGGAGACCCUUCUCCGCCUCGACAUCAGCGACAAUCUGCUGGAGGAGCUGCUGCCGGAGGACACGUUCAAUCUCACCCAGGUGCGCCAGCUGUUCAUCGAGGACAUGCCGCUGCUCCAGAGGGUGAUGUCCAAUGCCCUGGCCCAUGUGGAUGUCCUCGAAACAUUGAGCUUCCAGAACAGCCGUCAGCUUAGCCACCUGGACGCGGAGGCCUUUGGACCCACCAUGACCACCUCCACCAAGAAAACAGCUCUGCGGUCGCUAAGCUUUCGCGGCACUAUGCUGCGCACCUUUAAUUCCACGCUGGCGCCGCUUUUUACGCAACUUGCCGAGCUGGAUCUCAACGGUCUCCCGCUGCAGUGCGACUGCGAGCUGGUCUGGCUGAAGCAGCUGCCGGUCGAAACCAACGGACGCUGCUACAAGCCGGCCCGCAUCCGCGGCAUGCUGGUCACCUCCGCUCGAGGUGACGCCUUCAGCUGCGACACCUGGCCGAGAUGGGCCUACGGCCUGGUCGUGCUCUCACUGAUCGCCCUCAGCGCCGCGGGCAUCUACCUGAUCGUCAUGGGACUCAGGCCCCACCGCGGGGUCACCAUGCGCCGCAAGGUGGGCGCCGGCAGCCCCUACGCCCGCGUCACCAUCGAGCCCAAUCGCCAGGAGAAUCCCCACUAG
This is a messenger RNA of Drosophila santomea, 1584 nucleotides long. RefSeq names its product vasorin. Bases 160 to 1584 code for a protein of 474 amino acids. Gene Ontology annotation, molecular function: protein binding. The record is from RefSeq and is a predicted model, not a curated record. The transcript has a single exon. NCBI's taxonomy places the organism in Eukaryota, Metazoa, Arthropoda, Insecta, Diptera, Drosophilidae.